This is a messenger RNA of Phaethon lepturus (White-tailed tropicbird), 3582 nucleotides long. It is a transcript of the gene ELAPOR2, whose product is annotated as KIAA1324-like ortholog. The record is from RefSeq and is a predicted model, not a curated record. Gene Ontology annotation, biological process: positive regulation of BMP signaling pathway. Bases 151 to 2898 code for a protein of 915 amino acids. The transcript is spliced from 21 exons. NCBI's taxonomy places the organism in Eukaryota, Metazoa, Chordata, Aves, Phaethontiformes, Phaethontidae.
GAUUACCACUUCGAGUACACAGAGUGCGACAGCAGUGGCUCCAGAUGGAGGGUGGCUGUCCCGAAUCCGUCGGUGGAGUGCUCUGGACUACCUGACCCGGUGAAAGGGAAGGAAUGCACUUUCUCCUGUGCCUCUGGUGAGUACCUGGAGAUGAAGAACCAGGUGUGCAGCAAAUGUGCAGAGGGGACAUACUCGCUGGGCAGCGGGAUCAAGUUUGAUGAGUGGGAUGAGCUGCCGGCAGGAUUCUCCAAUGUGGCAACUUUCAUGGACACGGCGGUUGGCUCAACUGAGAAUAAAGCCAACAGCUGCAACAACUCUUCGUGGACACCUCGAGGGAAUUACAUAGAGUCGAACAGGGAUGAUUGUACAGUUUCUCUCAUCUACGCUGUGCACCUGAAGAAAUCCGGUUCUGUCUUCUUUGAAUACCAAUAUAUUGACAACAACAUCUUCUUUGAAUUUUUUAUACAAAAUGACCAGUGCAAAGAGAUGGAGUCCGUGGCAGACAAGUGGGUGAAGCUAACAGACAACGGGGAAUGGGGCUCUCAUUCUGUAACUCUGAAAUCAGGUAGCAAUAUAUUAUACUGGAGAACAACAGGGAUUCUCAUGGGGUCCAAAGCAGUAAAACCAGUUCUGGUGAAAAACAUCACGAUUGAAGGAGUUGCAUAUACAUCUGAAUGCUUUGCAUGCAAGCCUGGUACCUUCAGUGACAAACCAGGUUCAUCUGGCUGCCAGGUGUGUCCAAGAAAUACUUAUUCUGAGAAAGGAGCUAAAGAGUGCACCAAGUGUAAAGAAGAAUUGUAUUAUGCAGACGAGGGGUCCAAUGCAUGUAUAGAGCGUCCUCCAUGCACAAACAAAGACUUUUUCCAGAUCCAUACCCCAUGUGAUAAGGAAGGAAAAACUCAGAUCAUGUACAAAUGGAUUGAACCCAAGAUCUGCAGAGAGGAUCUCCCUGAUGCACUGACCCUGCCUCCUUCUGGAGAGAGGAAGGAUUGUCCACCCUGCAAUCCUGGCUUUUACAACAAUGCCUCAUCUUCCUGUACUCCUUGCCCACCAGGCACAUUUUCGGAUGGGACACAGGAGUGCAAAGCCUGCCCUGCUGGGACUGAACCAGCUCUUGGGUUUGAGUACAAGUGGUGGAACAUCCUGCCAGGCAACAUGAAGACAUCUUGCUUUAAUGUUGGCAACUCAAAGUGUGAUGGGAUGAACGGUUGGGAGGUGGCUGGUGAUCACAUCCAGAGUGGGGCAGGAGGCUCUGACAAUGACUAUCUUAUAUUGAACCUGCACAUCCCGGGAUUUAAACCUCCGACAUCGGUGACAGGAGCAACUGGGUCAGAACUAGGACGGAUUACUUUUAUUUUUGAGACCAUCUGUUCAGCAGAUUGCGUGCUGUACUUUAUGGCGGAUGUUAAUCGAAAAAACACUAAUGUGGUGGAAUCAUGGGAAAGAAGUAAAGAGAAACAAUCCUACACUCACAUCAUCUCCAAAAACGCUUCCUUCACGUUCACCUGGGCCUUUCAGAGAAUAAAUGAGGGCCAAGACAGCAGACAGUUCAUCAAUGACAUGGCAAAGAUCUACUCCAUCACCGUGACCAACGCAGUGGAUGGAGUUGCCUCUUCUUGCCGGGCCUGUGCGCUGGGGUCUGAGCAGUCUGGCUCAUCCUGCGUGCCCUGCCCGGCGGGACACUACAUCGAGAAGGAGACGAGCCAGUGCAAGGAGUGUCCGGCCAACACCUUCCUGUCCAUCCACCAGGUCUAUGGCAGGGAGGCCUGCAUCCCAUGUGGGCCUGGCAGCAAAAGCACCAAGGACCACUCUGCCUGCUUCAGUGACUGCCUGGUGUCAUACAUAAAGGAUAACCACAGCCUGAGUUAUGAUUUUAGCAACCUCAGCCAGGUGGGCUCGUUGAUGAGUGGACCCAGCUUCACCUCCCGAGGGACCAAGUUCUUCCACUUCUUUAACAUCAGCCUGUGUGGGAAUGAGGGGAGGAAAAUGGCUAUUUGCACUGACAAUAUUACAGAUGUUACUCUGAAAGACAUGGUUGCAGAAUCAGAAGAUUUUUCCAACUUUGUGGGAGCGUUUGUCUGCCAGUCCACCAUCAUCCCAUCAGACAGCAAGGGUUUCCGGACAGCCCUGGCUCUGCAGUCCAACAGCCUUGCCGACAGGUUCUUAGGAGCUACUGUUGAAACAACACUGGAAAAUAUCAGCAUCAAGACAGACAUGUUUCCUCCCUCUCCAAGCAAAAUACCUGAUGUGCAUUUCUUUUACAAGUCUUCAACAGUGACAACCUCCUGUGAAAAUGGCCGUGCAACUGUUGUGACAAUGAGAUGCAACCCCAACAAACCAGACCAAGGAGAGCUAUCUGUGCCCAGCUCAUGCCCUGCGGGCACUUGCGACGGAUGCACUUUCUACUUUGUGUGGGAAAGUGCAGAAGCUUGCCCUCUCUGCACGGAGCAAGACUACCAUGAGAUUGAGGGAGCCUGCAAAAAAGGAUUUCAGGAAACCUUGUAUGUAUGGAAUGAUCCAAAGCAUUGCAUUAAAGGGGUUCCCUUGCCAGAAAAAAGGACCAGCACUUGUGAAACGGUGGACUUCUGGCUAAAAGUUGGAGCUGGUGUUGGUGCUUUCACAGCUGUUCUGCUGAUAGCCUUGACCUGCUAUUUUUGGAAGAAGAACCAGAAGCUGGAGUAUAAAUAUUCCAAAUUAGUGAUGACAGCCAACUCAAAAGAGUGUGAGCUGCCAGCUGCUGACAGCUGUGCUAUAAUGGAAGGAGAAGAUAAUGAAGAAGAAAUAGUAUAUUCAAAUAAGCAGUCACUGCUGGGGAAGCUCAAGUCCUUGGCAACAAAGGAAAAGGAAGAUCAUUUUGAAUCUGUUCAGCUGAAAUCUUCAAGAUCCCAGAAUAUAUGAAGAACUAAUGCUGCCUUCAAAGAUACAAACCUAAUUUCUAUUUUUACAGGACCAUAUUUUAAACAUAUUCUGGCACACAUUGUAGUGGUGAUCUUGGUGAGAAAUGCUCGACCAUUUAGGAGGAAAGAAGACAGGAAGCAAACCAGAAAAUUGGAUUGCCUUACCAUGUGAUUGAGUACCUUGCCAAAAAAGAAAGCAGACGCUUGGAUUCCAUACUGGGAAUGAAAUUCAACUCAGGAAGAGAUAUACAUACUGCAAAUAACGUGAAUUUUUUGCAUUCACCUGGGCAUCACUCAGGCAUGCCAUAUGAUUUAUAGGUACCUUUCAUUUCCUAUCACUCCUUCUACGCAUAAGAAAUGAUUUUCAGAGAGGCUUGAAACCUCCUGCAAAGGAUGUGUAUUGUCCUUUAGUAGCAUAACUAUGAGUCUCUCUCAAAAUCAAACUUGUGAAUGGUACUCGGAAUGAGCCUCAGGUGAGUUUUGAACUUCAGAAAAUAUUUUUGAUUUUAAUGCUUUGAAGGGCCGAAUGGUCGGUGUUGGCCUCUAAUACAAGAGGCACGGUGUUGCACUUGCACGCUGAACCCGUUCUGAUGUCUAAGUCAUGGCCAUCGGGGUUGGGGUAAAACUUGGUGCUGUUGAAUUUUAAUGUGUUAACUGCUGUUGUAUGAACUGUAGGUCUGGGCCC